Molecule: messenger RNA, 1186 nt
Organism: Cylicocyclus nassatus
Lineage: Eukaryota; Metazoa; Nematoda; Chromadorea; Rhabditida; Strongylidae
Source: the annotation of a GenBank genome assembly
GUCUAUUUGCGGAAAUAGAAAAGCUCGAAAACCUGAGUGGUCCGCGAAUGCGUACGUUAUGAUGCAAUUCGUAUCAUUCACGACUGUUUACUCCAGUAAACAACUGAUGAUCGCUUUUUUUGCUUUGUUCACUCAGUAAUCGUUCAGUCACAUGAAUACAGCACGAUCUCUUCGAUAUUUGAACUCAGUCAGUAGGAGUGUACUGCCUAUAUCCACUGCUAGAUUCGUACAUGCUAGGAAUACGUUCAUCAAUUUUGUUCCACAGCAGGAAGCAUGGGUAGUCGAACGAAUGGGAAGAUUCUACAAAAUUCUUGAGCCGGGAUUCAACAUCCUCAUACCGGUCAUAGAUCGAAUACGCUUCGUUCAAAGCCUUCGAGAAAUUGCCAUAGAGAUUCCACAACAAGGCGCAAUCACCCUCGAUAAUGUGCAGUUACAACUGGAUGGAGUGUUAUAUCUACGCGUGAUCAAUCCGUACAAGGCUUCCUAUGGCGUCGAAGAUCCUGAGUUCGCCGUAACUCAAUUGGCUCAAACUACGAUGAGAUCCGAGGUUGGCAAAAUAAAUCUUGAUACGGUUUUCCGAGAGAGGGAACAGCUGAAUAUAAGUAUAGUUGAAGCAAUCAACAAAGCGGCUGAGCCGUGGGGAAUCAAAUGCAUGCGAUAUGAAAUCCGUGAUAUGCACAUGCCGGCGAGAAUCCAAGAAGCAAUGCAAAUGCAGGUUGAAGCUGAACGAAAGAAGCGAGCUGCAAUUUUAGAGUCUGAAGGAACUAGGGAGGCUGCUAUUAACAAAGCAGAAGGAGAGAAAAGAGCGGCAGUGCUCGCUUCCGAGGCCAAGGAAACCGAGCAGAUAAACGUCGCUAAAGGUCAUGCUGAGGCGUUGUUGAUCAAGGCAGAAGCGCGUGCCAAAGCCAUCGAGAGGGUUGCCACAGCUUUGAUUCAGAAGGGAGGAGACAGUGCUGCCAGCCUUAGCGUAGCAGAACAGUACGUCACAGCAUUCGAGAAGCUUGCCAAGGAUACGAAUACGGUAGUGUUACCAGCAAAUCUGACUGAACCCAGCUCAAUGAUUGCACAAGCGCUGGCACUUUAUCAGAAUAUUGGGAAGAAACCGAUUAGCCAGGGAUAGUGUAUUAGUACGGUGAUUCUCCUAUCUCGCAUAGUUUUUGUUGUUCUUUUAUGAGUUCAGAGAAAU